GCACCUUCAGUACAUGUAAAACAGGAUUUACGACAUAAAAAUGACCAAUAGAGAGAGUCAACUUUCACCCUCUACUAUCAAUGCUGAUGAUAUUGAGACACAAACAACUGCAGAAGUAAAUAAAGAAAGUGGGGUAAUUACAGUAUUCAACGAUUGCCAAGUACUUCAAGUUCAAAUGAGUUCACUUUUCAACGACAAGGAUUUAAGUGACGUGGUUAUUAAUGUCGGGGACAAGACGUAUAAUGUUGUGAAAUCGAUACUUGCUAUGUCCAGUGAAUAUUUCCGUAAAAUGUUCAGUUCUGAAUGGAAAGAAUCCAAAACCAAUGAAAUCAACCUUGUGGGAGAUUCAAAAGAAUGUGUAAAGUGCUUUGAAGCUUUUCUGCGGUAUAUCUACACAUAUACUGUUGACGUCACUCUCGGGAAUGUCUUGUAUUUCCUCAUGCUGGCAGAUAAGUAUCUAGUCCCACAGUUGACCCAGUCUUGUCUGAAACACAUGUGCAGUAAUUACAACUGUAACGCUAAUGAUGCGGGACUGACUCGAGUCUAUUCUUGGUUAUGUUAUUCGCAAAAAGCUGGACACAACAACUUAGAGCAGUUGUGUGUCAACCUUUUAUCAUGGAAUUUGAAAGUCCGCCAUCUGGUUGAACAUGGACUUGGAAAUGAUAAAGAUGUUUCUGGAAAAAAGCGACUUGAUUGUUCCAGACGAGUUUGCACUACAUCAGUGGGUUGUAACGAGGAUUGA
Messenger RNA from Saccoglossus kowalevskii, 742 nucleotides. Its product is annotated as trishanku-like. The record is from RefSeq and is a predicted model, not a curated record. Lineage: Eukaryota; Metazoa; Hemichordata; Enteropneusta; Harrimaniidae.